Anguilla rostrata (American eel) is the source of this 2875-nucleotide messenger RNA. RefSeq names its product kirre like nephrin family adhesion molecule 3b (gene kirrel3b). The transcript is spliced from 16 exons. Gene Ontology annotation, molecular function: cell adhesion molecule binding. The coding region runs from base 501 to 2864 and encodes 787 amino acids. Gene Ontology annotation, cellular component: plasma membrane; cell-cell junction. The record is from RefSeq and is a predicted model, not a curated record. Gene Ontology annotation, biological process: cell-cell adhesion; synapse assembly. Lineage: Eukaryota; Metazoa; Chordata; Actinopteri; Anguilliformes; Anguillidae.
AGAGAGAGAGAGAGAAAGAGAGAGAGUGUGUUCGAGUGAGAGAACGGGAGAGAGAGAGAGAGAGAGAGACUGAUGCUCUGAGACCGAGAAUGGAAAAGCAGAAAGAGAGAGCAGCAGAGAGAGAGAGAGAGAAACAGAAACAGCUCGCAUCAACAGGAGAGCAACGCAAAGCUGACUGUCGAAGCAACUGGAAAGAGUGAUUUAGUGAGAGAGAUAGAGGAGAAAGAGAGAGAGAGAGAGAGAGAGAGAAGCAAAGAGAAGACAGGACCGAAGAGGACAAGGAAAAAAGAAAGAAUAAAGCCUGACAAAAGCUGAGAGUGGGAGCUAUUGCCUACCCUCACCGAAGUGUAAUCUUAGGCAGAGCAGCCCGAGUGUGUACUGUUAGGCACAGCAGCCCGAGUGUGUACUGUUAGGCACAGCAGCCCGAGUGUGUACUCUUAGGCAGAGCAGCGCGAGAGUGAACUUCGUCCGCUCGCUCCUGUCACUCCACAGACCCGGCAAUGAUCUCCCGGGUCUUCCUCCUCGGCUGGCUCCUGGGACACGGGGUGAACGCCAUGUUUUCCCAGCAGCCCCAGGACCUGGUGGUGGUGGCGGGCCAGCCGGUCACCCUGCCCUGCUCCAUCCCCGGUUACCACGGCGUCGUGCUCUGGAUCAAGGACGGGCUGGCCCUGGGCGUCGGCCGAGACCUUUCAGGCUACCCGCGGUACUCGGUGGUGGGGGACCACGGCUCGGGGGAGCACCACCUGCGGAUCCAGCGCGUGGAGCUGACGGACGACGCCGUCUUCGAGUGCCAGGCCAUCCAGGCGGCCAUGAGGUCCCGCACCGCCCGCCUGACCGUGCUGGUGCCCCCCGAGGACCCCAUUAUUAACGGCGCGCCGGUGAUCAGCCUGAGAGCGGGCGACCCCCUCAACCUCACCUGCCACGCCGACAACGCCAAGCCUGCCGCCUCCAUCAUCUGGAUCCGAAACGGCGAGGUGCUGAACGGGGCCAUGUACUCCAAGACACUCCUACGGGAUGGGCGGAGAGAGAGCACCGUCAGCACCCUCUACAUCUCCGCGUCCAACAUCGAGACGGGCCAGCAGAUCACCUGCCGCGCCUCCAACAAAGCGGUGCCCAACGGCAAGGAGACCAGCGUCACCAUCGACAUCCAGCACCUGCCUCUGGUUAACCUCUCUGUGGAGCCCCAGCCCAUCUUAGAGGGAAACCUGGUCAAGUUCCACUGCUCCGCCAAGGCCAACCCACCCGUCACCCACUACAGGUGGGCCAAAGGAGGCACCGUAAUCAAGGAGGUGUCAGGAGACACCUACGAGGUCAUCGUGGACCACUCCUUUUUCACCGAGCCGGUGUCCUGUGAGGUCACCAACCCCCUGGGAAGCACUAACAUCAGCCGCAAUGUGGACGUCUACUUCGGGCCUAGGAUGGCAGCAGAACCGCAGUCCCUUCAGGUGGACCUAGGUUCAGAUGCCGUGUUCAACUGCGCCUGGACCGGCAACCCUUCCCUCACUAUAGUGUGGAUGAAACGGGGAUCAGGAGUGGUGCUGAGUAAUGAGAACAUCCUGACACUGAAGGCGGUGAGACAGGAGGAUGCUGGGAAGUACGUCUGCCGGGCCGUGGUCCCUCGAGUGGGGGCGGGAGAGAAGGAGGUAUCCCUCACUGUUAACGGACCGCCCACCAUCUCCAGCACACAGACUCAGCAGGCCCUACAUGGAGAGAAGGGACAGAUCAAGUGCUUCAUCCGGAGCACCCCUCCCCCGGACCGCAUCGCAUGGUCCUGGAAAGAGACAGUUUUGGAGUCUGGGACCUCGGGCCGGUACACGGUGGAGACGGUGAGCACGGAGGAGGGCGUGAUCUCCACCCUCACCAUGAGCAACAUCGUCCCGGCGGACUUCCAGACCAUCUACAACUGCACGGCCUGGAACAGCUUCGGCUCCGACACCGAGAUCAUCCGGCUCAAGGAGCAAGAAUCGCUGCCGGUGGCCGUCAUCAUCGGCGUGGCCGUGGGGGCCUUCGUGGCCUUCAUCGUCCUGAUGGGGACCAUCGGCGCCUUCUGCUGCACCCGCUCUCAGAGGAAAGAAGCGCACCUGGUUAUGCCCUCUCUGCCUGUCUCCAUCUCUGCUCACCAGAGAGACCUUGCCAGCAAAAUUAAGACAGAAAAUCUGAAGGGGGUGGUGUCCGCCAAAAACGACAUCCGCGUGGAGAUCGUCCACAAGGACCACAAUGCCGCGCGGGAGAACGAGGAGCACGCGGCCAUCAAGCAGCUGAUGGUGAGCGCACAGGCCUCAUCCCCCCAACCCCCCAACUUUAUUGAGAGGGGUGAGUUUCAGCAGGAAUCGGUGCUGAAACAGUUAGAGGUGCUGCAGGAGGAGGAGAAGGAGUACCAGCACAUUAAGGACCCGACGAAUGGGUACUACAGCGUCAACACGUUCAAAGAGCACCACUCCACGCCCACCAUCACCCUGGCAGGAAACCAGGCCGCCGAGAUACGCAACCCCGCCGCCGCCGCCGCCGCCACGGGCAAGCAGAGGGUGCCCACGGGCAUGUCCUUCACCAACAUCUACUCCACGCUGGGCGCCGGGCCCAACCGCCUGUACGACUACAGCCAGCGCUUCGUGCUGGGCAUGGGCAGCAGCUCCAUCGAGCUGUGCGAGCGGGAGUUCCAGCGCGGCUCGCUGAGCGACUCCAGCUCCUUCCUGGACACGCAGUGCGACAGCAGCGUCAGCAGCUACAGCAAGCAGGACGGCUACGUGCAGUUCGACAAGGACAGCAAGGCCUCGGCCUCCUCGUCCUCCCACUACUCCCAGUCCUCCUCGCAGAACUCGGACCUCACCCGGCCCCUGCAGAAGCGCAUGCAGACCCACGUGUGACAGAGAGGGGG